CACUGACGCAUGCGCUCCGCCGCCAAAUGGAACAGGUUCAUGGGUACAGGAAGUCCAAAAUGGCGAUGGACGGAAUGAUGUCCACGUCUUCGGGUCUGUCUUACCAUAAUGUCGGGGAGUUUUACCCCAGAAAGUUCGGCUCAAAGCCGGACGUGGUGCCGUCCGGGGUGACCGAGAGGAAAGUGGGGCCGCUGGAUAAACCUGACAUGGUGUCGGUAGAUGUCAUUAACAUCAAUGAUUCAGAUGUCCACAUGCACAGGAAGAAGCAUGAGCACGACACGUACGUCUUGGGCACCAUUCAUCCAUUCAGGAAGACGCACAGAUCCGUCUUUGGAAAACUUGUGCAAGAAUUCAGACUUGUUGCCUCAGACAGACGGUCGUGGAGGAUCCUACUGUUCGGGGCUCUCAACCUGCUGUGUACCGGCUGUCUGCUGAUGUGGUGCAGCUCCACCAACAGCAUGGCCUUAACUGCCUACACAUACCUCACCAUCUUCGACCUCUUUAGUUUGAUCACCUGUCUCAUCAGUUCCUGGGUGACCAUGAAGAAACCCAGCCAGGUCUACUCAUUUGGGUUUGAAAGACUGGAGGUUUUGGCAGUUUUUGCCUCCACUGUUCUUAUCCAACUGGGAGCCUUGUUCAUCCUGAAGGAGAGUGUUGAGCGCUUCAUGGAGCAGCCUGAGGUCCAUACCGGCCGUCUGUUGGUCGGGACGUUCGUCGCUCUGUUCUUCAACCUGUUGACUCUGCUGUCUGUCAGGAACAAGCCGUUCGCCUAUGUCUCAGAAGCGGCCAGCAGCAGUUGGCUUCAGGAACAUGUGGCAGAUCUGAGUCGAAGUUUGUGUGGCAUCAUUCCAGGUCUCAGCAGUGUGCUGCUGCCUCGUAUGAACCCGUUUGUCCUGAUCAACGUGGCGGGAGCUCUUUCCCUCUGCAUCACCUACAUGCUCAUAGAAAUCAAUAACUAUAAUGCGGUGGACACGGCGUCGGCGGUCGCCAUCGCUCUCAUGACGUUUGGCACCAUGUAUCCCAUGAGCGUCUACAGCGGCAAAGUGCUCCUGCAGACGACGCCGUCCCACGUCAUUGGCCAACUGGACAAACUGCUCAGAGAGGUGUCGACUCUGGACGGAGUGCUAGAGGUUCGCAACGAGCACUUCUGGACCGUGGGCUUCGGAUCUCUGGCUGGCUCUGCCCACGUUCGUAUCCGCCGUGAUGCCAACGAGCAGCUGGUUCUGGCUCACGUCACCAACCGGCUGCUGCCACUCGUCUCCACUCUGACCGUCCAGAUCUUUAAAGAUGACUGGACCAGACCACUCCUCACCGGGACCGUCUCCUCCUCCUCCUCUGGUCCUCCUCUGGGUCCUGCUGAAGGCUACGCCGCCCUCUCCUCCUCCUCUCUGCCUCCUCUGCUGUUGUCCUCAGGAGGAGAGCUGGACCCGCUGACCUCCACGCCCUCCAAACCCAGCAGUCCUCCUCCAGAGUUCUCCUUCGACACACCGGGGAGGAAUGUGCAGCCGGUGGUCCUCCCCGCACCGGGGCACCACACCCACAGGCCCUACGGAGGCCUGGGACUCGCCUACGGAGCGUCUCCCUACACAGGGAUGCUGAGUCAGGGCCUGGCGCGGCCCGGCGGCGGGCUGGGACCCGGUGUGCAGGGUCUGGGGGCGGGGUAUGGACUGGGUCUGAGCGGGAGCGGCGUGCCUUCCUCUCAGAGCUACAGGACUGCCUUCGGAGGGUCGACGGCGCCGCUCCGGUUUGGAACCAGCAACCCUCUGGCUCCACAGUCGCAGUACAGACCAUACUGACCCUGACUGUGCCGAGCUAGAACUCUUCUUCUGUACCUUUCAAAUACUUGGAUUCAUGAUGAAGGUCAAGUUUCUCCACACCUCAGUUCAGAUAUUUGAAACUCGGAUGAGAUUUAUUUCCUGUCCAGGCUGGACGGCAGACGCUACAACAUUUAGUCCCAGAGUGACAACAAGAUGAUAACUUCAGAGAACCAAGCUGAUUCUUCCUCUGAAGUUUUGGUGUCGAAUCUUGUAGCGUGAGCCUCUCCUGACUUCAGGAGAGAGACGGUGAGUGUGUUGUGGUAUUUAUUUUGUUGACAAGGUGGACCAAGAGUUUGACUGGUUGGAUUUGGUAUGUUUGAAUCAUUUUGGGUUUUUUUUAUCAGGACCUUUAUGAAACGACCUCACUGUGGGACUGACCGUAAGAGAGCAGCGUGUCCAUACUUAUUCUAGCUUUUUGGGGGUUUUUGUAACAGGAAAGACUGCGAGGAAACGUUUUUGGGCAACAUCGUCAAACAACAUUCCUGGUGAGAGGAAAUUAAGUCUUGAAUUAAAUUAAAUCCCAGCUUUACAUUUUCUAUUUCAGGCAUUUAAAGGACACUAGAAUCCAAAGAGAUUCACAGUAGAACCUCGAUCACAAACAAUCAGUAGUCAGGAGGUCAAAGGUCAGAGGUGACAACACACUGAUGAUAUUCUAGUGUCCUACGAAUACUGAUAUAAGACAAAGAAAGAUUUAAUAAAAAGCUGAUGAGAAAAGAAUUGCUCGAACGUAAGAGAUUGGACCAAAUGGAGGGAGGAGAUUUAGAAAACGAAAUUUAUUGUGAUUUAAAAAUUCCAGUUUAAUCUUUUUGUAUCAGUUGAAAAGCAUUGCGACAUCUGCCUUAAAGUGUCCUGAGUGUUUUUACGGCCACACGACCUGGAUUCAAACAUGAAAUACGGAGUUUAAAACCAAAACAACAUGAUUGUUUUCAUUUGUAAGUAAAUGUAUCAGUUGUGGUCCAGAAGCCACUUUAAGUUUCACGCCAGCCUCGUUUUCUAAAACUUUUUUUUUUUUUUUUUUCACUUGACUGAAAUGUAAGUUUGUCAAUAUAAACGUUCAGUUUCUCCAUUUUGGCUGCAGAACUGCUGCUGAGGAAAAACAAACACAAUAAAACACUGAGCAACCUUGAACAACACGUGAGGUUUGAAUGAGUAUCUCUCUUAGAAAACUCACAUUAAGUUAUAGCACGUUUAGGGCUUGAACUUACUAUUAUUUAUAUAAUUCACAGAUUAUUUUUUGAUUAAACGAUUAAUCAUUUGGUCUAUGUAUAUACAGACUAUAUGUAAGAAAAUGGUCCACCACAAUUUCCUAAACCUGAAGUUGACGUCUUCAUUUUCUUGGUUGACCGACCAACAGUCCAAAACACAAGAUUUUCAAUUUGCUAUCAUAAAAGAAGAAGAAAUGGCAAAUCUUCACAUCUGGAACCAGUACUUUUUUUUUUUUUUUUUACAUUUUUGCUUGAAAAAUUAUUUAAGCGAUUCAUUGAUUAUCACAAUUGUUGCAGAUACAUUUUCUGUCAAGCGACUGACUAAUCGUUGCACCUCCACGUUAGUGUCUUGCUGACAGUCUACACACUGAAUCUGUUCUUGAAAACAAAUAUUAACACGUUGGGCAACACAUCAUUUUCUCAUCUACAGCCUGGCCCGUCCUCUUUUUGUUUUGUGUGAUUCCUCCAUACAUAUUCAUCUCCUCGAGUUGGAGCACAGUGAAUCUGUUUUAUCAGGACACGAUGAAACGUGUGAGGGGAACGUCCUGAGAGAAAACAUUAAAAAGGUUAUGAUUUUCCUGAAGAGGACCAUUCCAUGUACUCUACUGGGAGUGAGCGUUUGACUGGGAUGUUGAUGGGUUGAUGAGUGAUAAGGUUUUCUUUUUAUUUCUGGUUUUAAUCUGAACUCGGGCUGAGUGUCACAAAACAGUAAUUCCUUUUUAUUCAUUCCUCACAGCUCACCGGUUUCUGGUGCCUUUCUCAGAUGUAGGGGAUCAAAAAGCCCUUAAACACGUAAAAAUGUUGAAUUGUUACAUCAGAGCUGAGAAAUCAAACGUAUGUAGAAUUAACACUAUAACACAGAAGAGACAGAAAUGUUCCUUCAGAGCCGCUGUUGUAGAAUAAAGAACAGUAUUGUUACCAAACUUUCGAUCAGACACUCAGCCCUAAUGAGACGUAUUCCAUGUAUGUUUAUUUCAAAAGAACAACUGGGACUCUGUUAUUAAAAACAGGUAAUGAAAGUUGA
Molecule: messenger RNA, 4046 nt
Organism: Siniperca chuatsi (mandarin fish)
Lineage: Eukaryota; Metazoa; Chordata; Actinopteri; Centrarchiformes; Sinipercidae
Gene: slc30a6
Product: solute carrier family 30 member 6
Exons: 15
Coding region: 27-1796 (589 amino acids)
Biological process (GO): monoatomic cation transport; transmembrane transport
Cellular component (GO): membrane
Molecular function (GO): monoatomic cation transmembrane transporter activity
Source: RefSeq, a predicted model, not a curated record